AUGGAGGCCGCGAGCAGCUCGCCCGACGAACCUCAACAGGAGGAAAGGCCUCCAAAGCCAAAUCUCUGCAGGCUGCUCCUGAAGCAGCUGGAGGACAAGUUCCUGGCCAUUGGCCGUCGUGCGGAGAAGUCGAGGACCGACAGGUCUGAGCACCAGGAAGAUGCCAAUCAGCUAGUGGAGGCCGAGUACAGGCCUCGGUCCUUCCUCCGGCGGCGCGCGCCCGAUGAGAUCGAGACCGCGGUGACGCAGCUGGACCAGGGAGCCCUCAACAUGGCCAAGAAGAGUUUCACCAGCAACCUUGACUUGACCGAGUUCGCAGAGGCCAUUGUCAGCACCGGCACCUACGAUGCGGACAGGGUCCUCGCUUUCGUCAGUGGUGUAGUCGACCUUUACCUGGAGGUCUUCCGAUCCCAAGGCGAGCGGGCGUCCGAACGUGCCGUGAACUGGGCACAGUUGAUGAACCACUUCAUCGAGUCCCCAGAGAUCGUCAUGUUCGAGGGCAAUGAGGUUUCGUCGGCCGGCCCGAAAAGCGUGUCCGGUACAGAGAACUUGGCGCAGGUCCGACGAAGCAAUGUUGUUGACUGUGCCAAGCACAUGGGCUCCGUUAUCCACAAGAUCAACUGGAUGGCUUCCCUGGAAAUGCUCACCUCGGUUGAGGGCACGGAGUCCGUGUACUUCUGGUCGCCUUUCAUGGCUUGGGAAACAGCACGUGUUGUCACACCUCAGCUGCCAGCAGAUUUUUACGACGAGCGGCAGAAGCCACUGUGGACUGUCCAUGCGGUUGCCUGGGACAACGACUCUCAGGACUUGGUGGCCUUGCUGAGCAAUCGCUUUCUUGUCUUCUGGCGCCUCCGGAACCGGGACAAGGGCCAGUUCCAGCAGAAGAAGGAGUUUCGCUUUCAUGCCACGCGGUCUCAGGGCCGCAACUCCUCUUCGCACGAAAUCAGCCAAUGGGAGGUUCAUCUUCGCACGCUCGAUCCCAAAAACGGGGACCUCCUCCGGGAUCCUCCCAGCAAAAAGGAGCCUUCGGAAGCCGGAGCUCGGCGUGACAAGCGCGAGGAGCGCUUUGCAGCAGAAGCAGCGCAGCAGCUGGACAUCUGGUGGAGUGCCAGCAUGAAGGUCUGGGUGACGGCCGACUACAACGGCAGGUUUCUCUUGUGGGAUCUGCGCGAACACAGCAUCGCGACGACUAUCGCACCGACGAAGGUUUUGCAGGCUCACAGCAAAGUGAUCACGACUUUCCUGGAGCUUAGCACUUUCAAGUUCACCACCGGCAGUUUGGAUCGGUCAGUGUGCCUCUGGGACCACCGCAACCUCUCUGGCCCCGAGGUGAAGUUGGAGGUCUUCCGACCGAGUCUGCGUAGUUUCUUUCUCUUUUGCCUUGUCUGCUCUGUGGCUUUCUCUCUGGCUGGGGUGACCUUGGUGACCCUCGAGCACAGGGAGCCGCUAUGUACAGACCUCCUGGACAGUGAAAGCUACGACUACGAUUCAGCCGAAGCUGGCAAGGCCAUCGACGAUUCCGUUCACGUGGUGACCUGGGCAACCUCUGACUCGGGAUACUUGCGACGGCUCAAGGCUUCCGCUGCUUGGCAGGGCUAUGCUCCACUGACAGUCCUGGGCUUGGGUACUUCUUGGCGUGGUCCGUUCUAUUCGAAAUUGGUGCCGCUAGUUUCCUUUCUCCCGAAACUGGGCGAUCAACUUGUGCUUGUGUUGGACUAUGAUGCCUUCCUGCAGCAGGGCCCGAGUGCCCUAAAGGAGGCCUACCGCGCCAACGCCCGUCCCGGCAACGUCUGGAUCAGCGCGGAGUCCCUCUGCAACGGCAGCCCGGAGCUGCCUUUCGAGCAAACGAAAGCUGCGGAACGGAACUCGCAUGGCCAGAGCUGCUACCCUUUCCGAAGCCAGCGGCCAAACACACACGGCUCCAGUCAGGCGGGCGCAAAUAGGUUUCUGAACACAGGCUUUACAGUAGGGCCGGCCGACAAGGUGCUGCGCUUCUACCAAGCCGUUCAGGAUGCAGUGCCCUGGUGGGAUCAGUAUGCCUCCGGAGUGGAGCAGUGGUGGGCCGGACGCUUGCAUGCCACAGCCGCAUGGGCAGACUUAGUAGAUCUGGACUCUCAACAGCGAGGUGCUGGUGUGGUACUGGGUACCGAGCUUCUUCAAAAUCGCAGUGACACCUUCGGUGUCCCAUCUCAGCGUAAAGUGGCUUGGGGCAACUGGAUCUGGCACAAUGGUCUGCUGCAACAUCCAGACGGGCAUGCGCCCAUCGCGGUUCAUUUUCCCAACCAGAGGCGUCGCGAGAAGGUGUUCGAAUAUUGCAUGCUCUGGAAGCUUCUGGCCGCGGAGAGACUUGGGACGAAGUCAGACGAGCACACGGGCUCCAUCCGAGCACAGGCGUACUUGCCAUUGUUCUCCAGCCUCGUCACAGUGGGUUGUGAGAAACGGGUCUUUGUAUGGUCGAUUGAUUCGACAGCCUACCGAGGUGUCCGGAGGCUCAGUUCAAGCUUGCCAGCAAAAAACGUAGAACGACCUGUGGAUGAAAAAAUCCAACAUGUAUCAUCUGGGCAACACAUUCGGUCAUUCAGGGAUGCGAUGGGGGCGCAGCCCGCCCUAAACCAUGAUGCAGGGACCGUGUACACUCAUGGAACAAGUUUGCAGGCAACGUCUGUCUGUGCACGGUCGGUCGGACGGUCGGUCGGUCGGUCUGUCUGUCUGUCUGUCUGUCUGUCUGUCUGUCUGUCUCUCUCUCUGUCUGUCUGUCCGUUCGCCCGUCCGUCUGUCCGUCUGUCUGACUGUCUGUCCGUCCGUCUGUCUGUCUGUCUGUCUGUCUGUCUGUCUGUCUGUCUGUCCGUCUGCCGUCUGUCUGUUUGUCUGUCUUUAUGGAGUCUACUGCAUAUUAUGUAUAUGUAUAUGCCUUUUUAUAUGUGUUUGUAUAUGGGUAUGCAUAGGCAUACGUGUUAG
This is a messenger RNA of Symbiodinium sp. CCMP2456, 2958 nucleotides long. NCBI's taxonomy places the organism in Eukaryota, Dinophyceae, Suessiales, Symbiodiniaceae. The record is from the annotation of a GenBank genome assembly.